UGCUUCUUCAAUGCCCUGACAGAUACGUAUCACGGUGUCAUUAAAUCCUAUAUAAGAUUCGAACAAACAAGCUAAUCAUUCUUAGGAAAGUCUCGCACUUAGCAGUUGCCACCAUGCUCCUCGUCGGCGUGCUCCUGCUGCUCUUCUUCAACCUACAUCUCCCCACCACGUCCGCCAUUGACACCCUCACCCUAGGCCAAUCUCUCCUGUGGAACCAGACGCUGGUCUCCAAUGGCGGCAACUUCGAGCUCGGCCUCUUCUCGCCGGGAAAGUCCAACAAACAUUACCUUGGCAUCUGGUACAAGAAGAUCCCCAAGAAGACGGUUGUUUGGGUGGCCAACCGGGAGCAACCGAUCCUCGAGCCGUCGAGCUGCCACCUCGAGCUAAGCGUCCACGGCGAUCUGAGGCUGUUCGCGACGGCGCCGUCGAACACCUUGCUGUGGUCGUCGAACGCGUCUUUGUUUUUCUCCCCGUCGCCUCCUCCGCGCACCACCGUCGCCGUGCUCCAGGACGACGGCAACCUCGUGGUGAAGAGAAACGCGACGCUGUCGUCGUCGGCGGCGGCGCCGACGCACGUGGCGUGGCAGAGCUUUGAUCACCCGACUGACACAUGGCUCCCCGGAGCAAGGCUCGGCUACGACAGGGGCCGCGGCGUCCACAGCUUCCUCACGUCGUGGACGGACUCCGAGGACCCGGCGCCCGGCGCGUUCUCCAUGGUGAUCGACGCGCGCGGGCUGGCCAGGUUCGACCUGCUCGCCGGCGGCGAGCACCGGUACUGGACGACCGGCCUCUGGGACGGCGAGAUAUUCGCGAACGUGCCGGAGAUGCGGUCCGGCUACUUCAUCGGCGUCCCCUACGCGCCGAACGCCAGCAUCAACUUCUUCAGCUACCGCGACCGGAUACCGGGCGCCGCCGUCGGCAACUUCAUGCUGGACGUCAACGGGCAGAUGCGGCGGCGGCAGUGGAGCAAGACGGCGGGGGAAUGGAUCCUCUUCUGCUCGGAGCCCCACGACGCGUGCGACGUCCACGGCUCGUGCGGGCCCUUCGGCGUCUGCAGCAACGGCACCAACCCGGCGUGCCGGUGCCCCGCCGGCUUCGAGCCCCGGUCGUCGGAGGAGUGGAGUCUGCAGAACGCCGCCUCCGGCUGUGCUAGGCGGCACCCUCUCGAGUGUUACGGAGACGGGUUCCUGGCGCUGCCGAACACCGUGCGGCUCCCGAACGGCUCGGCGGAGGCGCCGGCCGGAGCCAGGAACGACAAGGCGUGCGCGCACACCUGCUUGGUCGACUGCGCAUGCACGGCCUACGUUUACGACGGAGCGAAGUGCCUCGUCUGGAACGGCGAGCUCGUCAACAUGAAAACCUUGGUCGAUGGCCAAGGCGACGGCGGCCUCGCCGGAGCGACGCUUCACCUCCGCGUCGCCAGCUCGGAGGUUCCGCCGUCGUCGCUGGAGCACUCGUGGAGGAAAUCGAUGGUGAUCCUCGGGAGCGUCGCGGCGGCGGUGGUCGUGCUCCUGGCGAGCGUCGUGACAGUGGUGGCCGUGGCGGCGGUGCUGCGGAUGCGGCGGCGGAGGGGCAAGGUGACGGCGGUGCAGGGGUCGCUGCUGCUGCUCGACUACCGUGCCGUGAGGACCGCGACGGGGGACUUCUCCGAGAAGCUCGGGAGCGGGAGCUUCGGCACGGUGUUCAAGGGCGCGCUGCCGGACGGGACGCCCGUGGCCGUCAAGAAGCUCGACGGCCUCCGGCAAGGCGAGAAGCAGUUCCGGACGGAGGUGGUCACGCUCGGCACGAUCCAGCACGUCAACCUCGUCCGCCUCCGGGGCUUCUGCUGCGAGGGGAACAAGAGGGCGCUCGUGUACGACUACAUGGCCAAUGGCUCCCUGGACGAUCACCUGUUCAAUGGCGGCCCCGGCUCAGACUCCAAGCGGCAGGUGACCUUGAGUUGGAAGCAACGGUACGACGUCGCCGUCGGCGUGGCAAGGGGCUUGGCUUACCUGCACGAGAAGUGCCGGGAGUGCAUCAUACACUGCGACGUCAAGCCGGAGAACAUCCUCCUCGACCAGGAUAUGUCGGCAAGGCUCGCCGACUUCGGCAUGGCGAAGCUCGUCGGCCGCGACUUCAGCAGCGUCCUGACCACCAUGCGGGGCACGGUGGGGUACCUCGCGCCGGAGUGGCUCGCCGGCGCGCCGAUCACCGCCAAGGCCGACGUGUACAGCUUCGGCCUCCUGCUGUUCGAGCUCGUCUCCGGCCGGCGGAACAACGCCGCCUCGUCGUCUUCGGAGGAGGGCGGCUCCGGGAUUUACUUCCCGGUGCAUGCCGCUGUCAAGCUGAAUGAAGGCGACGUGGCCGGGCUGGUCGACGAGAGGGUGGCCAAGGACGCCGACGUGAAGGAGGUCGAGAGACUCUGCAAGGUUGCGGGCUGGUGCAUCCAGGACGAGGAAGGCGACCGCCCGGCCAUGGGGCUCGUCGCACAGCAGCUCGAAGGCAUCGCCGACGUGAUGUUGCCGCCCAUCCCAUCCCGGCUUCAUAUCCUGGCAAUUGAGAAUGAAUGGGUCAGAGGUGCUGCAGAGGAUGAGCACUGCUCAAAGAGCGGAAGCGAACCAGCAGCAGAAGCAAUAGAAGAAUGUACAUGUGAAAAUUCUGGGAGCAAAGACCAUCCUACAACUCGGUGAAGUCGUGAAGAUACAGCAUCAGAUAUGAAAAUGAAGUGGUAACGUUAGCAUAGUUGACAUUCUACGUGUGCGCAUCAGUAUAAUGGUCAGGAUGUUAUAGCCAGUACUGUACUGCUAGUCUGCAACUGUUCUGUAAAUUCCAUCAUUA
Oryza brachyantha (malo sina) is the source of this 2817-nucleotide messenger RNA. RefSeq names its product G-type lectin S-receptor-like serine/threonine-protein kinase At2g19130. The coding region runs from base 114 to 2669 and encodes 851 amino acids. The transcript has a single exon. Gene Ontology annotation, biological process: recognition of pollen; protein phosphorylation. Gene Ontology annotation, molecular function: protein serine/threonine kinase activity; ATP binding. The record is from RefSeq and is a predicted model, not a curated record. NCBI's taxonomy places the organism in Eukaryota, Viridiplantae, Streptophyta, Magnoliopsida, Poales, Poaceae.